CUCAUCUUCUCCGUAGCAACGCCGAGGGAGAAAGAUAAAAGGAUCCAACUUUUCACUUUUAAAUUAUUUUAUUUUCUUAUACCAAAUUUUCAUUUUUCCUACCUUCCGCUGAUCGUUUAUACUUUAUAGAGAGGGUGAAAUGAUUUUUUUGGGAGGGUCUGUUUGAGAGAGACAUAGGAGAAGAAAAAAAGGGAAGAAAAAUUACAACAGAAAGGAGAAAGAAGGGAGCUCUGUUUCAAUGGUUGAAUUAGAAGAAUCUAUUGUAGUCAUUUGAUAAUUAAGACGGAAAAAGAGAAAAAGGAAAAAAGAGGAGAGAGAGAGGAGGAAGCAGAUUGGUUGAUGGGGUUUUCUUGGAUUUGCGGAAUGAAACCAGAGAUGCGAUCUCUGGUGAUUAGGUCUUGAUUUUGUUGGAGUGGACUUCAUCUACCUUGGUUCAGCUUUGCUUGUUGUUGUUGUUCUCCUUCUUCGAUUCAAUUGUUUCAUCAUUUGGUUCUGUUUCCCCUAACAAGGAGGAAGAUUCGAUAGAGAAGAUAUAGAUUGGGGGAAUAUAGAGAUAGAGAGAGAUAGCAAAAUGAACGGUGGCGAUGAGGUCGCAGCAGCAACUCCGGCGGGCCCACCACCGGCUCUGGAGUGGAAAUUCUCUCAGGUCUUCGGCGAGCGCACUGCCGGCGAGGAAUUACAAGAAGGUGAAUAGGCUUUUUAUUUGGAUCUUGCAAGUUAGGGCUUGUUUUCUAGAUUCUGGAUCCGAAAUGGAUCGUGCUCUGUUGAUGAGGAAGUAGUCCUAGGUUUAUGGGUCAAUGUGUGCUUGUCAUCUUGUUCUGGAGUUUUGUUGCGUUUUGGACGAUAAUGGCGAUUGGUUUUGAGAUUAAUUAGAUUGAGAGGGUAGACAGUGGGAAGUGAGCUUUGUGACGUUAGUGAGCUAUUGGGUUUCCUUUACUUUCAUCUCCCUUUCAUUGUUUAAGUGCAUGCAAGGUUUUCUGGUUGUAGAUUGGGUCAGUUAAAGCUGUGGAUGCUGGAGCUUAGGUGUGUAUUGCUUUGGUUCGGUCUUGAUAGUUGACACAGCAGUGAAUUGGAUUAGCAGUCCUGAAAUUUGCAUCUGCAGUCUCUGUCCUGAAUUUACUACGUUGACAUUAUUUCAGCCAUUGAAUUUGAUAAAACUGGAGAUCAUCUUGCAACUGGGGACCGCGGAGGACGGGUGGUCCUUUUUGAGAGGACAGAUACGAAGGAUCAUGGUGGAUCAAGGAGAGAUUUGGAAAGGAUGGAUUAUCCAAUUACCAGGCAUCCUGAGUUCCGUUACAAAACAGAAUUUCAGAGCCAUGAACCUGAGUUCGACUAUCUCAAGAGUUUGGAAAUAGAGGAGAAAAUCAACAAAAUUAGAUGGUGCCAAACAGCCAACGGUGCCCUUUUUCUUCUAUCUACAAAUGAUAAAACAAUCAAGUUUUGGAAGGUCCAAGAAAAGAAGGUUAAGAAAAUCUCUGAGAUGAAUGUGGAUCCUUCAAAAGCUGUAGGAAAUGGUAGUGUUGCUAGUUCAAGUAAUUCAAGUGCACCUAAGCCAUAUCUUGCAAAUGGAGGUUGCACUGACAGGUUGCACAACUCUCCUGGCAAUGAUUUUUCCAUCCCAGCUGGAGGCUUCCCAUCGCUGCGUUUGCCGGUGGUAGUUGUUACGAGCGCUGAGACGAGUCUGGUGGCAAGAUGUCGUAGGGUUUAUGCUCACGCUCAUGAUUAUCACAUUAAUUCCAUUUCAAACAAUAGUGAUGGUGAGACUUUUAUAUCAGCUGACGAUCUGCGAAUAAAUCUUUGGAACUUGGAAAUUAGCAACCAAAGUUUCAAUAUUGUUGAUGUCAAACCUGGAAAUAUGGAGGAUCUAACUGAGGUGAUAACUUCGGCAGAAUUCCACCCCAAUCAAUGUAAUAUGUUAGCAUAUAGCAGUUCGAAAGGCUCAAUCAGACUAAUUGAUUUGCGGCAAUCAGCUCUCUGUGACUCUCAUGCUAAAUUGUUUGAGGAACAGGAGGCGCCUGGCUCUAGGUCAUUUUUCACAGAGAUAAUCGCUUCUAUCUCUGAUAUUAAAUUUGCAAAAGAUGGACGAUAUUUGCUUAGCCGUGAUUACAUGACGCUAAAGUUGUGGGAUAUCAAUAUGGAUUCAGGCCCAGUUUCAACCUUCCAGGUCCAUGAAUAUUUAAGACCCAAGCUGUGUGAUUUGUAUGAAAAUGAUUCCAUCUUCGACAAAUUCGAGUGUUGUUUGAGUGGAGAUGGGUCUCGCGUAGCUACUGGUUCUUAUAGCAAUCUGUUCCGUGUUUUUGGUUGCUCCCCUGGAAGUACUGAGGCAACGACUUUGGAAGCCAGCAAAAAUCCAAUGAGGAGACAAGUUCAGACCCCUUCAAGGCCCUCAAGAUCCCUAACCACUUUAACACGUGUCGUAAGACGAGGAGCGGAAAGCCCGGGUGUCGAUGCAAAUGGGAAUUCGUUCGACUCUGCAACAAAAUUGCUGCACCUUGCAUGGCAUCCUACGGAGAACUCAAUCGCCUGUGCAGCAGCAAACAGCUUGUACAUGUACUAUGCGUAAAAGGAGACAUCCAACGGUUGCAGCAAGAAGUUGUACGAAUCUGCGAGUCUGUUGAUUUAUUCUGGGUUGCUGUUGGAGGAGAAUUCCUUUUUUCCAUUCCCACCGACCGGUUUUAGGGUGGAGGCUACUACAACAGAUCUUCUACACUCACAGUUUGGAUGAUGAUGAUGAUGAAGCCCCCUUCAAAAUCUGUAGGACAACAAUUCCGUAUGCUAAUUUUUUACUGUAUUGCGAGGUCCUGAGGCAGCUGUUUAUCAACUGGCGGUGUAUCCACGAUGAUGAGGCAACUUGUUUUUCGUACCCGGGUUGGGCAGCUUGCUAGUAGCUACAUUCUCUUUUGCACUCUUUCCCUUUGCUCUCUGCAAGUUUCCCCCGACAAAGAAUUCUUUCCCUUUUCACCUCCCUUUUUUGCCACUUCUUAUCUUCUAGAAGCUAGAAGAUGACGAAGAUAUUGUUAUUCUGAAGAGAAUGUGUUGGGUUGAUGUGAAGUAUCAGUAGCAAAGGAAAAAUGUGAUUGAUUGUAGUGGUAGCUCGUCCUACAAAUGGAAAAAAACAGUGGCGAGAGGAAGAACCAGUGGAAAGCCAGAAACUUUAAAAAGGAUUGUCCAGUAUUUGCCACUAGGUGUAAGUUAAAAGAAGUCUGUAGCUUUUUUUUCUGUUUCUUUUUUCUUUUUUGGGUUGGUGGGAAAGAAAUGAAGGGGGAGCUGUUGGAACUUGCAGUGCAUUUUUUAAUUGAUUCUUUUGUCAUGCUUUGAGACUUUUUUUUUACUACAGUAGCUUCAAAUGAACAUGAAGUUGUAGAUGAUCUUUCUUUCUCCCCCAAAACUGGUUUACUGGUAUUCCAUAUUGGUUUUAUUUCAUUUCCCUUUUCUGGGUCCUCUAGGAUUACAAAGAAAGUUGUAGACUUUUUUUUUUGCUCGACUGUGGUUAGUAAGAGGGAUAAUGGGUGUAGCUUACUGUUUGACAAAUCUUAGUCGUUCUUUCCUGGUUUCUCUUGUUUAGUCUCUGUAUGUUGUUCAGGACCUGGCAAUCGACUGAAGGAAAUUGAUUUCCAGAAACAUGCCCUGUCCGUUUUUUUCAGGGUGCUGGAAGAGGGUGUGCAGUCAAUAACUGUUUUUGGUGUUGCUUUCAGUGGAUGAAAUGAGACAUGAGAAAGCCUGCCAUGGUAAUUUUUUGGGGGCUCCUGGUUUGUGGGACAUGAGAAAGCCACGAGGAUUAUCUUGCUUUUGGUAUCUCUUGAGUUGAGCCUGUGAUCUUUCUUGAAUAACAAUUAGAUGGUCUUGGCAGGCCUCGAAUCGCCAGUUAGACAGUCGAGCUGGAAAAAAGACCUUGGUUCUUCUCGCCGUAGCUCCCCUGCUCCCUGUUGUUUUCUUCUUUGGUUAUCCAUAGUCUGAUGCUACUUUGUUAUCUUCUCCCUCUCGUUGGCUUCAUGAUUUUCAUUUUGGACCUUACGGCCUCUCUUCUAGAAUAGAAUGAAG
Linum tenue is the source of this 4041-nucleotide messenger RNA. The record is from the annotation of a GenBank genome assembly. NCBI's taxonomy places the organism in Eukaryota, Viridiplantae, Streptophyta, Magnoliopsida, Malpighiales, Linaceae.